AUGCUUGUAGUCGAACCCCAUCAUCAACGCAGUCAAGCUGUGAAUUUACCUAUAUGCAAUUCGCUGCUUAGACGGCUGCUUGGCUACCUUUGGCUUAGGAUAUAUCACAACGAAGAGCUUUACGCGGAAAUUCAUGCGAUGAACCGGGGGAUGACACGUGGAAGAUAUCAUCAUGUUGCACUGCCAUCGAAAGUGGCUACAGAAAAUCGUCUUCGCAAUUCUAGCCAAAUCAAGGAGACAGGCAAAUCGCCUUGUUCAACGAGUUUUGAGGAGUUUGUCGGAUUCAAGAUGGAAGAGGCCAUCUGGCCGAAGACGGAAGUUCUGGACUCAGGUGAGGAAAGAUGA
Molecule: messenger RNA, 345 nt
Organism: Necator americanus (New World hookworm)
Lineage: Eukaryota; Metazoa; Nematoda; Chromadorea; Rhabditida; Ancylostomatidae
Exons: 1
Coding region: 1-345 (114 amino acids)
Source: RefSeq, a predicted model, not a curated record